UUCUUAUUACAUUCUUGUUCUGUGCUUGUGCUGUCAAUUUCAAAACUAACGUACGUUAACGUUUUUGAAAAGAAAUAAAAUAGAAUAUCUUCGUAAACAAUUAGGUAUUAUUUCAUUACGAGGAUUUUUAUAGUAUGAAUAAUCAAAAUUCGUCUGUGAAUGUCUUUUAUGAUAGUGACGAAGACGUUUGUUGGGGUCCAGUUACUUUAAGAGAAGUUAAAAGGGAUUUGAAGAGGGACACAAAGCUUAAUCCAAGUUACCGCCGUCAAACCGCUGCUUUCAUUCCUUUGCCAGUUGAAGAAAAUAAAAAAAUGUCCAGCUUCACUUCAAGUCAUUCCAGCAAAGAUUAUAACACUGCUAAUGAAUCCUUGGAAUCAAACAAUAUUGGAACAAUUAAUGAAAUGCAGGAAAAGGCUGAAAAAAACACAUCUCAAUUGGAUUCCAGCAUAUGUGGUUCUGAUAAAUUUCAAUCAAUAGAAAAUAUAAAUGAUGGAGUGGAAGUUGUUGAACUUUCAUCAGAUAGUGAAGAUGAAGUCACUGAUGGAGGUCUGUCCAAUAACGUUAUUGAAUUAUCUUCUAGUGAGGAUGAAGAACCCCAUCAUUCUGAAAAUGAAAGGAGAGAUCUGCAAUUACAAAGUUCAUUUAUUAACUUUGUUGAAAAUGUCAAGUUAGAGAAUGAUAGUCUUAUGUCUAAGGAAAAUAGGAUUUCAUUUGAUCAUUCUAUAAAUGAAGACUCGCAAUUACUCAGCGCAAAUGAGGAAGAAUUUGAUAUGAGGCAGAUACCAACUAUAAGAAUAAUUGCAAAAACGCCAAUAAAAGAAAGAAAAUAUUCAUCAAAUUACAGUGUUAAUGAAAUUUUGAAUUCAACUGGCAGAAGUAAAAUUUCAGAAUCUAUAGAAAAACAUAAUUUAACUGAUGAAGCUAUUGCCAAUUCGCCCAAAAGAAUGUUAGAUUUUUCUUCAGAUCUUUCUAAAUCUGGGAACCAUGGUCCUAUGGAAAAUUUCAAUUCAGUACCAAAUAAUGAAGAUGAAAUGUUUGAAAAUAAUUCGGAAGAUCAAUUGAAUACUACUUCAAGUGACAACCAAGACAACUUAAUUGAUGAUGACAAAAUACAAGAAACUCCAACCAAGAUACAAGUGCCAAAAAUCAAUAUAAUCUCAGUCACACCAAUAAAGAGACCAAACUAUUUUUCGAUGAGUUAUUCUGCCAGUCAAAAUAAUAGUUCAAUUGAUGGGUCUUUACAGUCAAGUAGAAUGGAAAAGAGUUCCGCAUAUAUGUCAAAUGAAUCUGAUGAAUGUAUAGAAAUUGUAGAUGAUAAUUCAAAUGAUUCUGGUAAUAUGGAGAAUUCAUAUAGCAAUGACCAUGUUGUGCUAUCAUCCCAUUCAUCUUCACAUAAAUCAAUGAACACAAGUCAAAACGAGAAUGAAUAUGAUUAUUAUGAAGAAGUCAAUCAUACUCUUUCUAAACUUGCCUCAGACCUCUCAUUGAAGAAUUCAGAUGAACAUAAUCAUUCCAACUUACAAAAUUCUUCUAGAACUUCCAAUAUCCUCAACAAUUCAAGUCAAUCAAACAAUAUACAAAAUUCAAUGACUCCAAAUAAAUUUCAAGAUUCAAGAAAAACCAGCAAUAUACAAAUUGAUCCCAUAAAUUUGAAUGAUUUGAGUAAUUCAAGUAGAUCAGACAGAACUCAAAGUAUGACUUCAAAUAUAACAAACGAUGCUAGAAAAUCCAAUCAUAAACAAAAUGUUUCUCUGAAUAAUUUUAAUAAUUCAAACCUAUCGGACAAUAUUGAGAACAAUUCAACCAGGACCUCAAGUCAACAUUAUAGCACCCAAGAUGAUUUAGCUUCUAGUAUCAGCGAUAACCAAACAAAUGAUUCUUUGAAUGAUACUUUUGCCGAGAUGGAGAGAUUAUUAACAAAAGGUUUUGAGUCUGACUCUGAUGAUAGCAUUGAUAAUGUUAUUGAUCCUUCACCAUGUAAGCCUUUUAAAACACCACUUGGCAACUCGACUUUUCAGAAUCAAUCCAGAAUACCUGUACCUACAAGCUUCAGCGAUGAUUCCAAAAGUAAUGCAUCCUCUAAAAGUGAUUUCAAAGUUCCCAAAUUUCCUGUGAAGCCCAUCAAGAAGACCCCAAAUAAAUUUGCAGCCUCCCCGCUACCGCUUAAAAAUAUAAUAAGCCCUGUAAGGGUUUAUAUCAAGAAUUCUCCAUAUCCUACAUUGAAACACAAUAAUAAACCUACAAGCAGCUAUUCACAACACAUUCUUGGAGGUUUAUCAGAAGGACACGCUAUGGUACCUAAAAAACAUAAAAAUUUGUUUGGCAGCUUACCAGAAGUAGUAUAUAAACCAUCGAAACUUAUCAAAGAAACUAGUGAUAAUCUUAUCAUCUUACCUGACAAUAUAAGAAAACUGAUUACAGAAACAACAGUUGUUAAACAUGAACCUCGUAAAAGAAUUAAUUUCGAUGAAAGUCUGAUUCCUGUAGAACAGAAGUUGAAUAUGAAAGAUAUAUCGCGUAUUGUAAGUGAUGACCAGAAUAUGUCUGUCCAUGUCAAAAAACAAGGUUUCAAUUUGUAAAUUUGAAUUAUUUGCAACAAAUACUUCCUGAUUGAAAUGACAACUGUAAAAUAUUAUUCUUUUUAAUUAAAAUAUAUUUGCGUGAUUGCUAAAUAUUUAAUAUUUUCCUUUGAAAUUGCAGCCUCACUCUCUUCACAAAUUGUUAUAGAAAACCAUAUUAUAGUAAUUAUAUAUAAAUAGAUCUGAA
Messenger RNA from Harmonia axyridis, 2766 nucleotides. Its product is annotated as GATA zinc finger domain-containing protein 14-like. NCBI's taxonomy places the organism in Eukaryota, Metazoa, Arthropoda, Insecta, Coleoptera, Coccinellidae. Bases 135 to 2579 code for a protein of 814 amino acids. The record is from RefSeq and is a predicted model, not a curated record. The transcript has a single exon.